Messenger RNA from Agrilus planipennis (emerald ash borer), 1775 nucleotides. Its product is annotated as crossover junction endonuclease EME1. The transcript has 8 exons. Bases 87 to 1679 code for a protein of 530 amino acids. Gene Ontology annotation, cellular component: Holliday junction resolvase complex; nucleus. The record is from RefSeq and is a predicted model, not a curated record. NCBI's taxonomy places the organism in Eukaryota, Metazoa, Arthropoda, Insecta, Coleoptera, Buprestidae. Gene Ontology annotation, biological process: replication fork processing; mitotic intra-S DNA damage checkpoint signaling; double-strand break repair.
UCUACAGGUCAUUGUACAGUAAAGUCAAGAACUAGGAGCACCAGGAGCUUAUCUUUGGAAUUGCUAAGAGUGGUGUUUUAAAGAGUAUGGAAGUCGAUGCAAUUUUAAAAAAGUACUCAGCUGUUAUAGAAAAUGGUAUUUUGGGAGAUACAAAGCAAGAUACAAAAGAUUUCCUUAAACAAGACAACAAAAGUGAAGUAAUAUAUGUGUUAGAUUCGUCUGAUGAAGAAAAUGAUGAAUCGUUAAUGAAGUGUGUUCAGAUUGAGGACCAUAAAAUUGGGGAAAUUGAUUUACCAAUAGAUAAGCUGUGUGAAGCAUCUUCAUCUAGUUCCCAGAAUGAAAAUGCUCUUCAGAAACAAUUUUCAAGUAGUGUAAAGUAUUCCUUGGAAUCCUCAGAUGAUGAGCUUCCUUACAUAUCACCAAUAAAACAAAAACAACAUGGUACUAAUUGGGAUUGUUUGGACCAUAAACAAAGCGAAAUCGAAAAGGAUAUUACAUCUAGCUGUAGUUCACAAGAACAUUCAGGAAAGUUUGCUGUGUCAAAACAAGCAAGAAAACGAAAAGACCCAAGCCAGAAAGAAAAUGAGAAAUUAGAAAAAGCAAAGGCAAAAGCUGUAAAAAUUGCAGAAAGAAAUAAGCUUAAAAUUGAAGCAGAAAAGAAAAAGGCUGAAAAACGUAUGCUCCAGAUUAUUCAUAAGAACUUAAAACCAGAUCAGUGUCUUAAGACCAUUACAGUUUAUAUAGACUCUAAAAUUAUUGAUCAAAAAUAUGGAGGAGAAAUAUUAAAUACUCUUCAAAGUAACGAAAUAUCCUGCAAAAUAAACCAGCAACUUCUUCCAGGGGUUAUUACAUGGAGUUGUCAAAUUCAGUCUCAACUGAUGAAUGAAAAUGGGCAGUUAAGUUUAACGAAUGAGAAAAAUGAAGCCAAUGAAGUAUUAAUGAUAAUGAACUGGGAUGAACUAAUUGAUCUUGUAAGCAAAGAAACAUUUGUUUCAUAUGUACAAGAGAUUAAGAAUAUUUACGUCAAUAAAAGGAUUAUAAUUGGACUUUAUGGAUUGAAAUCUUAUUUCCGGUAUCAAAAAAGUAAAAAACGAAAAGAUUUCCGAUCAGCAGUAGAAGGAAAAGGUAAAAAGGCAAAAAUAGGCAAGGAAGGCAAGAUUUUUGAAGAUGCUCCUACUGUGACAGAAACAUACUUGGAGGAUGCUCUUACAGAGGCUCAAAUUUAUUGUUCCUGUAAUCACAGAAUGGUAGACACUACACUGGAUCUUGCUCAAAUGGUAUUGCAACUUACAAAAUCCAUUGCACAAAAACCUUACAAAUUGGAAAAGCAAGCAAAAGACGAGCAAUUUAGAAUGUAUUUAUCAGGAGAGAACAGAAACUGUGUUAAUGUGGAUAAAAGUGGUAAUGGGCUACAGCGACUGUGGUCUCAGCAGCUGACUAUGUUUCCAAUGGCUAGUUUAGAAACUGCAGAAGCUGUUAUGUCGAAAUAUCCAACACCAGCAUGUUUAAUGGAGGCAUAUGAAAUGUGCGAGACUUCAGAUGAAGGAGAAAAACUUCUCCAGACAAUUCCUGUAAGACGUGCCGCAGGACCAUUGGCGAACGAUAGAAAAAUUGGACUUGAACUUAGUAAACGAAUAUACAAGUUUUUUACCAGUAUGGACGGUGAUAUGGUAUUGUAAUUUUUACUUGAAUUUCAAGUGCAUGUGUUUUCACUUUUCGACUUGACGAUUUUCCAAAAAUUUUUAUACCAAUAAACAUGUUACGUUUUCAAAAUA